Molecule: messenger RNA, 2159 nt
Organism: Sebastes umbrosus (honeycomb rockfish)
Lineage: Eukaryota; Metazoa; Chordata; Actinopteri; Perciformes; Sebastidae
Gene: ccdc181
Product: coiled-coil domain containing 181
Exons: 7
Coding region: 314-1885 (523 amino acids)
Molecular function (GO): microtubule binding
Source: RefSeq, a predicted model, not a curated record
UAAACCUGUUAGGGCUGCAGAAGGACUAGAAGCAGAUUAUGUGCACACAGGUGCUGCUCUGCAGACUACCAGGCACUAUGUGGGUCAAUUAGUCUCAAAACAACACGGCUGGAUGUAUUCUUCUUUCACUGCUUUUUAACUCAACAGGAAUAAUACGCAAAAGCCUGCUGCUGAUACCCUGAUCUGUGCCGUACUCUACUGUAGGCGAGGCUAUGUAUUGUAUGUCUGUUAACAGUCAUGCAGGUCAUAUGAUAUCUAGCAUUGCCAAUCAUCCAACCUCUAACCUCUGUUGGCUAUCACCUACCUUGAUGUCAUGAGGUGGCCAUAUAAUGUGAAGAUUAUGACUAAGGUGGUUUCCAAAAAGCCUCAGGAGGAAUAUGAGGACGACUUUGAGAAGGAUCUGGACUGGCUGAUCAGCGAGGAAAGCCGGAGUGAGGACCAGUGUGUCUGUCUUUCCUCCCCACAGGGCCCUGACUACGUCGACAUAGAAGCAGAAAUUGACAAAGAACUAGAGGAGGAUGAGAAACGGAAAGGAAAGAAAAGAAAGCCGAAAAGCCACAAGGAGGAGAAGAAAGGUAAGAAAACAGAGGAAGAAGAUGAAGAGAGGUGGCCCUCACCUAUGGAGCCAUUAGAGUAUGACUCAGACAGAGACAGCCCAAAUAAAUCGUCACCUAUAGUCCCACCUCCUCCAGGGAUGGAGGACCAGACAGAAGAGGAGAAGAAGUACAUUCUGGAGAAGAUCCAACAGGCUAAUCGGGAGCUGCGGGACCAGGAAGCUCCGGAUAUGACGAGGCGCAGGCGGCUGCAUUUUAAAGCAACGCUGGUGGACCUGGUGGUGCCUCCACUGCAAAAUGGAAACACUGGUGAGGUGGAGGGGGCACAGGGCAACAAGGAUUCAGAGGCAGAGACUGAAAUGUCAGGGAAGCUUUCUGAGCUAAAACUUUCCCCUCGGGAGGAGAGUAGAGGAUCUGGCAGGGCUGGGGAGAGCAGUGAGGGAAGUGUAAAGGAGGGCAGAGUCCUUGUAGAAAAGGAUGGUAAGUUUGACCUGGUCAGCCUGAAAGAGGUGGAGAGUCAAGGACUUCUCCCUCCCAUAGCAAACAACUACAGUGACAGCUCCUCCCCCCGUCACCCGGAGCAGACUAUGAGCUCCGGUAAGACCCACAAGUCCUCCUCCCCUCCUCAUCCUCGUGCCGGCAUUGAUCACCUCCGUGCCCCCAGACCUCCAGCUCAGCCCAGGACCAGGCCCAGCUCAGCCAGCCACGGCCAGAGAGGCAGCCAGAGGAGAGACAGCAAGCGGCGUGUGCAGUCGGCCACCGGGAUACCCUGCCAGGCCACCUACUCCCUCUCCCCCCAGCAGAAAGAGCUGCUGCAGAGGAUACAGGAGAGGAAGGAGAUGUUGGCCAGAGAGGAAGAGCAAAGGAAACAGGAGGAAGAGGAGCAGAAGAGGCAGGAGAACGAGCUGGCGUUUAAGGCCUGGCUGCUGAAGAAGAGAGGGCAGUCUGAGGAGAAGAAAAGGAUCCACCGAGCCCAGGAGAUGGAGAGUAGGAAUUCUAAGAAAGACUCCGGCGACCCGGAGGAGUCCUACAGGCUGUGGCUUCAGAGGAAGCAGGAGCAGCAGCAGAAGGAGAGACAGCUGGUGGAGCUGAAGAGGCUGGAGGAGGACAGCGGUUACCUCCUACGCAGCCGCGAGGAGUGCGAACGUGCCUUCAAACUGUGGCUGAAGCGAAAACGGGCGGAGAAGCGAGCGGAGCAGCAGGCGGCCCGAGAGCGCUCCCGCAGGUUGGUGCAGGAGGAACGCCGCGAGCGACGCAUGAGGGAUCUGCUGUGUACCGUCAACGAAACCAAGCCAUUCAGAUUCAACGAACACCUGGCCCACCACUUCUGAACUAAAUGAAUCCCAGAUGUCUGCUGGAUUCACACCUCACAUAGCCCUCAUCAAAAACCACAGACUGGGCAACAAAGAUGUAAGUUUAUUCUGUGUUGAAUUGUUGCUAGGGUUUUGUUUUAUUUCUGUGCUGUGUUAAAUCCACCGCAGUGACCUCUACUCAGUGUGAGAAAAUGUAUUGAGUGAAUGAUUUUUUACUUUGUAGUGGCAGAUGCACUUUAAAUUGAGCUCUUCAUAAACUACAGGGCGGCGUAGCUUAAAUACAAGAGCUAAA